AUGGUCCCCUGGCUAAACUUGGUGCCCUUAUUUGUAGUCCUCCAAGGGGCUCAGACUGAGGUCCAGUUGGUGGAGUCCGGAGGGGGUGUGAGAAGGCCUGGAGAGUCCCUCCGUCUCUCCUGCCAAGCCUCCGGCUUCCCCUUGAGCAGCUAUGGAAUGAACUGGGUGAAACAGGCUGGUUUCACCUUCAGCAGCUACCACAUGGGCUGGGUGAGACAGGCUCCAGGGAAAGGACUAGAAUGGGCUGCAAGAACUGGGUCAUCUGACACUUACUACUCGGACAAAGUCAAGGGACGCUUCACCAUCUCCAGGGACAACUCCAAAAGCCAACUCUAUCUGCAAAUGAACUGCCUGAAGCCGGAGGACUCGGCAGUCUAUUACUGUGCUACUCCCACCAACACAAAGUUUGUGCAGUCUCCCAAACGCUCACUUGUCAAUUCCCCUCCAUUUAUUCAAGGGAGCAAAAUGAUCCUCUGGGUAAACUUUGUGUCCUUACUAGCAGUGCUCAGAGGUGUCCAGUCAGAGGGCCAGUUGGUGGAGUCUGGAGGGGACCUGAGAAGGCCUGGAGAAUCCCUCCAUCUCUCCUGCCAAGCCUCCGGAUUCACAUUCAGCAGCUACUGGAUGGACUGGGUGAGGCAGGCUCCAGGAAAAGGCCUGGAAUGGGUGGCCCACAUAACUACAGACUCAUCUAGCACUUACUACUUGGAUAAAGUCAAGGGACGCUUCACCAUCUCCAGGGACAACUCCAAAAGCCAACUCUAUCUGCAAAUGGACAGCCUGAAGCCGGAGGACUCGGCAGUCUAUUACUGUGCGGGAGACACAGUGAGAGGAAGUGAGUCUGAAGCCUGGCAAAAACCUUCCCUUCCUCUGAGCAGCCCUGCAAGUUCCUUCCAUCUCAGGAGGUUGAAUUUGUGUAAUUGGAAUGAGAAGCAGCAGAUGAAUCUCCAUCUUAGCAAGUGGGAAUAUAGGCCUGACCUUAGCAUUUUCACUGUGGAACCUGGUUAG
Molecule: messenger RNA, 1005 nt
Organism: Candoia aspera
Lineage: Eukaryota; Metazoa; Chordata; Lepidosauria; Squamata; Candoiidae
Exons: 4
Coding region: 1-1005 (334 amino acids)
Biological process (GO): immunoglobulin mediated immune response
Cellular component (GO): blood microparticle
Molecular function (GO): antigen binding
Source: RefSeq, a predicted model, not a curated record